Messenger RNA from Tachysurus vachellii, 2220 nucleotides. RefSeq names its product ATP-binding cassette, sub-family G (WHITE), member 2b (gene abcg2b). Gene Ontology annotation, molecular function: ATP hydrolysis activity; ATP binding; ABC-type transporter activity. The record is from RefSeq and is a predicted model, not a curated record. NCBI's taxonomy places the organism in Eukaryota, Metazoa, Chordata, Actinopteri, Siluriformes, Bagridae. Gene Ontology annotation, cellular component: membrane. The transcript is spliced from 15 exons. The coding region runs from base 127 to 1968 and encodes 613 amino acids.
UAUGAGGACUUUGACCAGUUCACGCAGAAGUCAGCGGCUUUAGUUGACAUCUGAUUUGAUUUGGAAAUCUCUCUGAAUUACAUCUUGUUCUCUACGUCCUCUGUUUUUCUUUUUUUUCUCCACACGAUGGAUCUGUCAUCUCUGAGAGAGCGUGCAGGCGAAAAAGAAAUCGUAAAAGUCCCGGGACCGACUUUGACCUUCCAGAACAUCUCUUAUGUUGUGAGAGAGAGCCGGGGGCCUUGCCGUAAGAGAGCACCUGAGAGAGAGAUCCUGAAAGAUGUCAGUGGCAUCAUGAAGACGGGACUGAACGCCAUCAUGGGUGCGACAGGGAGCGGAAAAACCUCGCUUUUAGAUGUGAUCGCGGGCAGGAAGGAUCCUCGUGGUUUGCGUUCAGGUCAGGUCUUGGUGGAUAAUAAAGUCGUGACUUCUGAACUACGUCUCAUCUCAGCUUACGUUGUUCAGGACGACAUUCUGAUGGGAACCCUGUCCGUGAGAGAGAACCUGAUGUUCUCCGGACUCUUGCGCUUUCCACGCCAUCAGUACACUACUGCUGAGAUAAAGAAGAAAGUGGUGAGCGUUAUCGGAGAACUGGGCCUGCAGGACUGCGCAGACACCAAGAUCGGGACUGAGUUUCUGAGAGGUGUUUCUGGUGGAGAGAGAAAGCGCUGCAGCAUAGGAAUGGAGCUCAUGACGUGUCCGACGCUCCUGUUCCUGGACGAGCCGACCAGCGGACUCGACUCCAACACAGCCAACAGCAUCAUAGCUCUGCUGCACAGACUGUCCCGGAGCGGCACCACCAUCAUUUUCUCCAUCCACCAGCCGCGUUAUUCCAUCUUUAGACUGUUCGACCACCUGACUCUGAUGUACAAAGGAGAAUGUGUCUACACCGGUCCUGCUAAUGAUGCUGUUCGCUACUUUAAUGACAUAGGCUAUGAGUGUGAGCCUUUCAACAAUCCUGCAGAUUUCUUCCUGGACAUCACAAACGGAGAAGUUUCCCCUUCAGUGAUAACAGAUAAAUCACUGGCAGAGCUUUAUAGAAAUACCAGGGAUUUUGCUGAACUCACAGAGGAACUGAAACAAAUCACCGUCCAGUCAGAUUAUAUAACCACAUCGAAAAGAUCAACCCCAUCUUAUGUGACACCGUUCCUCUAUCAGUUAAACAUGGUGUCCAGGAGAACGGCUCUGAACUUGUUGAGGAAUCCUCAGACCUCCUAUGCACAGACGGCUCUGAACAUCCUGUUUGGAUUGAUGGUGGGACUCAUUUACUUUCAGAUGCCUCACACGUUACCCGAGGGCCUGCAGAACAGAACUGGAGCGUUCUUCUUCCUCAUCAUCAAUAUGGUGUUUGCGAACCUGUCAGCAGUGGAGCUCUUUAUUAAUGAGAGAGUGCUGUUUGUGCAUGAGAACUCGAGCGGUUAUUACCGAACCUCUGUGUACUUCCUGUCUAAAGUGUUUGUAGAUUUAAUACCAAACCGUCUGAUUCCUAUCUUUGUCUUCUCUGUGAUCUCCUACUACAUGAUGGGGCUGAAGCCAGCGUUUGUGGCGUUUCUGUGUUUUACACUGACCAUGUCUCUGGUGAGUCUGGCGGCGGUCAGCCUGGCGUUCCUGGUCAGUGCCAGUGUGAGCUCCUUCGCCAUGGCCAACGCUCUCAUCGCAUUGCCCUUUGUCUUUAUGAUGGUAUUCGGCGGCUUCCUGGUGAAUCUCAACUCCAUGCUGAGCUGGUUGUCCUGGCUCAAGUGGAUCAGUAUCUUCCGAUACGGACUGAAUGCGAUAACCAUCAAUGAAAUGACAGGACAGGUGUUUUACACUAACAAUACCAGUUUUCCAGGAGAGCUGUAUCUUCAGGCUCAGAGAAUCAACUACAGCACUUGGGGCUUCUGGCAGAAUCAUGUGGCUCUGCUGGGGAUCACGCUGGUGUGUAUGACGCUGGCCUACGUGCAGCUCCUCAGGAUUAAUCGCUGGAAGUGACGGAAUCACAACACCACGAGGAAAAGUAGAAAUACAUCUGUUAUAUCUUUUAACCAAAGAAAUUGCGAAUCAUUGAAUCUUCUCAUCUUCAUCUGCUGUUCUGGUGACGAGCAACAACGUGACAUUUUUAAACAAUCAGUUUACAUCCUUUUCAACGAACUUGUAUUUUAUGCAUUUAUUACUGCUAAAACUUUAACAAUAAGGAAUUACCAUUAGGUUUGAUGUUCCCCCUUUUUUACUUUAAUUGUAAUU